AAAAUGCACCCAGCAGAGCCUGGAGAGAUCCGUGCUUCCUGUAUGUGGCAGGUCUGCCUAAAGAAUGAGAUCAGAAAGCAAAAGAGAAUUCACGACUUCAUGUAAUUCUUUAUGUACCAUUAGUAUUACGUGGUAUCACUGUAAAUAUGAAUGUUCUAAAUGUCCCAAAAGCAUGUGAGUUACCCAGAGGACCAAAAUGGAGAUGGGACCCCAGUACGACCUGUCCAGACUGCCGGAAAAUACAGCACUCAAGCAGCAAACGUUGCCCGCCCAACAGCUAAAUUUAUCUGCCUCCAUCGUCCUCUCUAUCUUUUUCGCCACAGGAGGAUUCUGCCUCUCUGUGGGCGUCAUCCUUCUAUUGUUUGCGAAGAGCACCAAGGAAAUUGAGAUAAAUUACACAAACAUGUGUGCAAAUUGCGCUCAGCUACGGGAAGAUAGUUCUAAUUUUGACAAAGAAUGCAACUGUUCUCUUCCCUUUUACCUUCCGGAGAAAAUGGAGGGCGAUGUUUAUAUGUACUACAAAUUGUACGGUUUCUAUCAGAAUCUCUAUCGAUAUAUUUUAUCAAGAAGCAAUAGCCAAUUGGUGGGUAAGGAUAUUUGGGAUACUACGAACUGUUCUCCAUUCCAAGUGUCCGAAAAUGACACUCCCAUCAUUCCCUGUGGCGCGAUUGCCAACAGCAUAUUCAACGAUACCAUAACUCUUUCAUACAACCUGAACUCAUCUACACAGAUAGAAGUCCCGAUGCUAAGGAGUGGGCUUACGUGGUGGACAGAUAAGUAUGUCAAAUUCCGGAAUCCGAGAACCAGCAACUUUACUAGUACAUUUGCAGGAAGUUCAAAGCCUCUGCACUGGGCCAAACCUGUCUAUGAACUGGAUCUAGAAGACCCAGGAAACAAUGGCUUCGUCAACGAGGACUUCAUUGUGUGGAUGCGGACUGCUGCCUUUCCCACUUUCAGAAAACUGUACCGCAGACUCAGGCGCGAGGACUCUUUCGCUGACGGCUUACCUGCGGGCAACUACAGUUUGAGCAUCUCCUACAAUUUUCCAGUGACCAUGUUCCAAGGAGAGAAGUCCGUUAUCCUUUCCACCCUGACAUGGUUCGGGGGAGGAGGCCUUUUCUUGGGACUCACCUACACAGUGACAGGGGCACUGACGCUGUUGGCCUCUUUUGUCAUCCUGGCAAUUCACUUGAAACUGAAAAGGAAUAAACUGAGUUUCCUGUAGAUUUAAAGAGAAGACACGCAGAAGGUGGCAGCAGACGGAGGAAUAAUAGAAUCAAAGGUCUCCAGCAAACCUUGAGAUGUUUCUGAGCCAUGUCAAGGAGAGGUGCUGGAUUGACGGAAUCCAAUAUAAACCUAACUACACGGAUAAAUGAUGAGGUUCCCAGAGCGGGGCGAAGAGGAGAAGCAAAACUAUAUGUACAGUAAAAUGUUCUUGGAAUAAAGAUAAUACAUGUUU
Molecule: messenger RNA, 1459 nt
Organism: Rattus rattus (black rat)
Lineage: Eukaryota; Metazoa; Chordata; Mammalia; Rodentia; Muridae
Product: cell cycle control protein 50C
Exons: 7
Coding region: 197-1225 (342 amino acids)
Biological process (GO): phospholipid translocation
Cellular component (GO): endoplasmic reticulum; Golgi apparatus; plasma membrane
Source: RefSeq, a predicted model, not a curated record